Carlito syrichta (Philippine tarsier) is the source of this 3277-nucleotide messenger RNA. RefSeq names its product RB binding protein 8, endonuclease (gene RBBP8). The record is from RefSeq and is a predicted model, not a curated record. Gene Ontology annotation, cellular component: site of double-strand break. The transcript is spliced from 19 exons. Gene Ontology annotation, molecular function: single-stranded DNA binding; flap-structured DNA binding; damaged DNA binding. Bases 285 to 2975 code for a protein of 896 amino acids. NCBI's taxonomy places the organism in Eukaryota, Metazoa, Chordata, Mammalia, Primates, Tarsiidae. Gene Ontology annotation, biological process: double-strand break repair via homologous recombination; DNA double-strand break processing involved in repair via single-strand annealing.
AUUGCACACAGUAUAGAGCUUAGAUGCAGCAGAACUCUUCCACAUAGCAGAAGUGUCUAGCAACUCUAGUGUGGUCCAGAGAGGUGGCGUCCACUGAUUUAAUGUUUAAGUUCAUAGCUUCAGGGAAAGUGAGCAAACACCUGCUGCUUUUGACCAAGAGCAGAGGUUUUUCUAAAUAAAUUGAAGGGUAUUUCAGCUGUGUGAAGACAACUUCUUACGUAUAUAAUGUAACAGACGAGGUCGGAAAAUACAAACAUACCGACGUGUGGACCAUAUUAAGCAAGAUGAACAUCUCUGGAAGCAGUUGUGGAAGCCCUAGUUCUGCAGAUAUUUCUAAUGACUUUAAGGAGCUUUGGACAAAACUAAAAGAGUGCCAUGAUAAAGAAGUACAAGGUUUACAAGUAAAAGUAACCAAACUGAAAAAGGAACGAAUUUUAGAUGCACAAAGACUAGAAGAAUUCUUCACCAGAAAUCAACAGCUAAGAGAACAACAGAAAGUCCUUCAUGAAACCAUUAAAAUUUUAGAAGAUCGGUUAAGGGCAGGAUUAUGUGAUCGCUGUGCAGUAACUGAAGAACAUAUGCGGAAAAAACAACAAGAGUUUGAAAAUAUCCGGCAGCAGAAUCUUAAACUUAUUACAGAGCUUAUGAAUGAAAGGAAUGCUCUACAAGAAGAAAAUAAAAAGCUUUCUGAACAACUGCAGCAAAAAAUUGAGAAUGACCAACAGCAUCAGGCAGCUGAGCUUGAAUGUGAGGAAGAUAUUAUUCCAGAUUCACCAAUAACAACCUUCUCGUUUUCCGGCGUGAACCGUCUACGAAGAAAGGAAAACCUCCAUGUCCGAUACGUAGAACAAACACAUAGUAAAUUGGAGCACUUUGUGUGUGCAAAUGAAUUGAGAAAAGUUUCCAAGGCUUCAGCUCAUCUACAAUAUAAUCCUAAUGAAAAGGAAAUUCUGGUAGCUGACACUUGUGAUCAAAGUCAAUCUCCAGUGGCUAAAGCACAUGGGACAAGCAGUUAUCCUACUGAUAGGUCAUCUUUUAAUUUAGCUGCAGUUGUUGCUGAAACACUUGGACUUGAUGUUCAAGAAGAAUCUGAAUCUCAAGAUCCCAUGAGCCCUCCUGGUGAUGAUCUCUACCACUGUCCGGAAGGAGAUCACAAGAAACAGCCUUUUGAGGAGUCUACAAGAAACAGUGAAGAUAAUUUAAGAUUUUCACAUUCUACUUCAGAGACUUGUCCUCAAGAAUUGACCGUUCGUGUGUCAUCUCCCGUAUUUGGAGCUGCCUCCAAUGUGAGAAGUGGUCUAGGUCUGAAUACGAGUUUGUCCCCCUCUCUUUUAGAGACUGGGAAGAAGAAACAUCUGAAAACAGCCCCUUUUAGCAAUACUUCUAUUUCUAGAUCAGAGAAAACGAGGUCAAAAUCUGAAGAUAGCGCCCUUUUCACACAUCAUAGUCUUGGGUCUGAAGUGAACAAGGUCAUUAGCCAGUCAUUCUCCAAUAAACAAAUACUUAUAAGUAAAAACAUAAGUGAAGCCACAGGUGAGCAGGACAGUCCUGAUCACAUUAAAGAUGCCUCUACUGAGAGACAUUUGGAGCCCCUGAAACCCCUGGGAGCCAGAACGUCCAAAAGGAAGAAAACCGAAGAAGAAAGUGAGCAUGAAGUAAGCUACCCCCAAGCCUCUUUUGAUAAAGAAAACGCUUUCCCUUUUCCAACGGAUAAUCACUUUUCCAUGAAUGGGGACUGUGCAAUGGACAAACCUCUGGAUCUGUCUGAUCGGUUUUCAGCUCUUCAGCGUCAAGAGAAAAGCCAAGGAAGUGAAACCUCCAAAACCAGAUUUCGGCAAGUGACUCUUUAUGAGGCUUUGAAGCCCGUUCCAAAGGGCUUUUCCUUAAGCCGGAAGGCCUCAGGUGGGAGCUGUGUGUUGCCCAAAGACUCCCCAGAGGAGCCCUGUUUACAGGAGUGCGUCGUCCUCCAGCCCUUGAGUAAAUUCUCUCCAGACAACAAACCGUUACAAAUAAAGGAAGAAAAUCCUAUCUUCAAAAUCCCUCUGUGUCCACGUGAAAGUUUGGAGACAGAGAAUCUUUUUGAUGACAUGAAGGGUACUGGUUCUCAAGAGCUAAUAAAAAUAAAAACCAGGUCAGUCCAUGGAGGAUGUGAACUUGCAUCAGUACUUCAGUUAAAUCCAUGUAGAAUUGCUAAAACAAAGUCUCUACAAAGCAGCCAAGGUAACUCCUUUGAAAAUAUCCAGUGGAGUGUAGAUCCAGGAGCAGACCUUUCUCAGUAUAAGAUGGAUAUUACUCUCAUAGAUACAAAGGAUGGCAGUCAGUCAAAAUUAGGAGGAGAGACAGUGGACAUGGACUGUACAUUGGUUAGUGAAACCAUUCUUUUAAAAAUGAAGAAGCAAGAGCAGAAGGAAGAAAAAAGUCCAAAUGAAGAAGGAAAAAUGAAUGACAGCUUGGAAGACUUGUUUGAUCGGACAACACAUGAAGAGUAUAAAUCCUGUUUGACAGAUAGUUUCUCUCAAGUAGCAGAUGAAGAGGAGGAAUUGUCUGCUGCCACAAAGAAACAAAACAUUCAUGGUGACAAGCAAGAUAAAGUCAAGCAGAAAGCAUUUGUGGAGCCAUAUUUUAAAGAUGAUGAAAGAGAGACUGGCUUACAAAAUUUUCCUCAUAUUGAGGUGGUUCGGAAAAAAGGAGAGAGAAGAAAAUUGCUUGGGCACACAUGUAAGGAAUGUGAAAUUUAUUAUGCAGAUAUGCCAGCAGAAGAAAGAGAAAAGAAGUUGGCUUCCUGCUCGAGACAUCGAUUUCGCUACAUUCCACCCAACACACCAGAGAAUUUUUGGGAAGUUGGAUUUCCUUCCACUCAGACUUGUAUGGAAAGAGGUUACAUUAAGGAAGAUCUUGAACCUUGUCCUCGCCCAAAAAGACGUCAGCCUUAUAACGCCAUAUUUUCUCCAAAAGGCAAGGAACAGAAGACAUAGAUGUUGAAGCAGAAAGAGGAGAGAGGACAGAUAUUUUUCUUAGUUAUUUAUAGUUGAAGUUGGUAUUAAACACGUAUUUUUUUUGAUCAUCUGUAAAUUGAUUUAUAAAUCAGUUUUCUAUUGAAAAUAUUUCUAAAUGGCCUUUAUGCACCACACAAAUAACUAUUUAAGAUGCGGGUGUGUUUGUGAUAUGUUCUUGCUUCUGCACCUUUAAAACAUUAAGGUGCUUUCAUUUUGCACUCUAACUUAAGAGUUGUUUAUUGACUUCAUGUGCUAAUACCUAAUACAGUUGUGAAAAUACA